This is a messenger RNA of Paraphaeosphaeria sporulosa, 1657 nucleotides long. RefSeq lists its product as uncharacterized. The coding region runs from base 183 to 1460 and encodes 425 amino acids. The record is from RefSeq and is a predicted model, not a curated record. The transcript has 5 exons. NCBI's taxonomy places the organism in Eukaryota, Fungi, Ascomycota, Dothideomycetes, Pleosporales, Didymosphaeriaceae.
ACAGCAGAACCUUGCAACAGGGGCGCAGUGAUGUCCAUCCGUGUGUCUGCAACACCUCGUCUCGAGUAAAGACCCUUAGGGUUAAGGCGUAAUAGUAAUAGAACAUAAUUCAGCAAGUUGACCCAUGCGUUGCCAGUAACUGCAAUCUCGUCCUCUUUACCUAGGUAGUCAUCACAGGCGGAAUGGAAAACUUGCUUCCUACCUCGUAUGACGAUGCUACGAUAUACAAAAUCGAUCACGCUGGGCGAGUGAGUCGUGAAAUCUUCCAAACGAUUAUUGGAUUUUUCUUCGCUCUUGCAACGAUCGCGUUACUCGGCCGUGUCGGUGUCCGUCUUGUCAUCCGCCGACGAUUGUUUCUGGACGACUACAUUCUUUUGUUUGGAUAUGCGGCUCUGGUCUCCGCGACAGCAGUCAUUUAUCGGUUCUGUCACCUGAUAUAUGUACUAAACGCUUUCAAAUAUGAGAGGACCGUGAUUCCUACUCUACAGGACCUCCAAGCUAUCGGACAGGCACAGGCAAUCAACUAUUCACUCUUGGCUGCCAUUUGGACGGCAAUCUGCUCAGUAAAGCUAUGCUUUCUGGCAGCACUGAAGUCUCUUAUCGCCAAUGUGUCCAUUCGUGUAACAAUAUUUUACUGGUUUGCGGUAGCGCUAUCCAUUGUAACAUGGUGUCUCUCGUGGACGAUAGCCUGGAUUAUCUGUCCGUACGUUGGCGUCGAAUUAAUCCUGCACUGUUCCCCGGAGACUCCAUUUGUCAAAACAUUAGCACUGAGCAUAAUGGUCGCCUUUCUUGACAUUGUCACCGAUUUGAUGAUCGUUAGCAUACCAAUCUGGAUUCUCCGGAACGUUAGACUCCGGCUGAGACAGAAAUUCGCCAUUGCCGUGUUCCUCUGUCUCUCAAUUGUCAUGAUAGCCACGGGGAUAACCCGCAUGGCUCUGACUCGUUUCAAGGGCCACGACGAUUACACAUCGGAGUACCUGAUUCUGUACCUUGAGGCAUGCAUUGCCGUCCUCAUGGCGUGCCUCGCAGCCUUCCGAAGCGUAUUCGUGGAGACCAAACGCCGAGAACAGGAGGAGCAGCUCAGGCUCCACGAUGUAGCUGACCGUAGAGCGAUUGGUCGGCGACCUGAAAAUCUCCGAGGCCGCAUCCAGCAGAUGAGAGCGAAGGCCAACGAGGAUGCCGACCUUCAAGCUUCCAUCUCCGGCAACAGAAGUUAUUUGCCGAGGGCAAAGUUGGAGGGACCAAAGCUCAGCGGAGUCUUGACCUUCAUCAAUAGUCUCGGAAGUCGCUCGCAGAGCGCAAAGUCCAUGUCGAGCAAAAGCAGGAGCGGGGCUUUGAGUUCCGUCGAUGACAUGGAAACCGACGGCUGGACGCUUACGAGCACGGUGAGGCCGAGCGACGUGGGCUUCGAAAGGCUGCAGACUGGGACAGGGAACGACGUGAGAUCGAUCGGGGCCUGAGAGAGGCGUUCCAAAGAUAGCAGGCUGUACAGAUGGAAAACGAGACCAUUUCAGGGAUAGUCGGGCUAGAGAUGCAGUGUGAUAGACAAAGCUUGCGACGCUGUGCCACGCGCCCUCAUUUGGGAGAAUGUCGAAGUCAGCGGGAACCCUGUCUACAAACGCCCGUGCCUUUCGUGUAGCCCUCGACCCCUGCUCUC